Rotaria sp. Silwood1 is the source of this 1935-nucleotide messenger RNA. The record is from the annotation of a GenBank genome assembly. NCBI's taxonomy places the organism in Eukaryota, Metazoa, Rotifera, Eurotatoria, Philodinida, Philodinidae.
AUGAAGAGAUUAACACUGUGGAAAAAAUCUUUUCCAUAUAGACGUUCAAAUCGUUGUGUCAAGCUGUACAAGCAUACAGUGAAACUAAUCUCUGCUCUGUUUCUUCCUCUUCUACUGGCGAUAUUUACUGUGAUUGUUACGUUUGAACAGCGAAAAGAAAAUUAUCAACAACGUUUUGAGGAUCGAGAAUUAGCUCGCAUUCAUCGAGAACAAGAAUUAAAUAUAUCGAUCUUAACACGUGAGGCUGAUAAAUUAGCUGCACGGUUACAACGUGAAAAUGAUCGAGAAAUAGCUGAAAGUCAAGGAAAUAUGUCUCGUCUAUUGGAGGAUUAUCGAUAUGAACAAGAACGAAUCAAAUAUCUCGAUAGUUUACUUGCAAAUUAUCUCGAUGAUAUUGGAGAAUUAUUAAAAGAAAAUAAUGGUUCAUUAACAUCGAGUUUCUUAGCUGCUGCUCUAGCACGAGCUAAAACUCUGCACAUCUUACGUAUGGGAAUAGGUUCAAUACGAAGCAGUCAAAUCAUUCAUUUUCUUUAUGAUGCUGGACAAUUAACUGUUAAUCACAAUCCUCUAGAUUUAUCCAAUGCUCCUUUAGAUGGCAUUCAUUUAAGUGAUUCAUCUAUGAAUUCAUUAUCGUUAGUACGUGCACGCUUAAGCAAUGCUUUCUUUGUUGGUCUAGACAUAUCCAAUGGAAAUUUUUCUGGAGCAUACCUUAAAAAUGCUAACUUUAGUCGAGCUAAUUGUAUGAAUGUUGAUUUCCAACAAGCUAAUUUGUUUCAAAGUGAUUUUUCUAAUGCUAUUCUAACCAAGGCUAGGUUUGAUCAUAACGAUGUUGCUUACUCAAAGUUUAUCAAUACUAUUCUUGUUAAUGCUAUAUUUCAUUCGACGGAUCUUUCAUAUGCUACUUUCACUUCUAGUGAUUGUACAAAUGCAAUAUUUGAAGAGACAGUAUUGAUUAAGUCUGAUUUUUCUUACACAACACUAACUCGAACACAAUUUCGUCGACUUAAUUUAUGGGGAACAACAUUUUCCUUCUCUAAAGCAGAUACUUUUCCCGGCAUGGGUUGCUUAUUUGAUUCUGUUCAAUUGGAGAGAUCAAAUUUUACUCAAGUUAAUCUACAAAGUAUGACAUUUAUUAAUUGCAAUAUGACAAAAAGUAUCUUCUAUCAAAGCAAUCUGCAAUAUAUUUCCAUCUCAUAUUCCGAAGCAACCAACAUAGAUUUUACGAACGCUAUACUUUAUAAAGGACAGUUGAAUCUAAGCAUAUUUAAAUAUGCUAGUUUUGUGAAUGCUAAUAUGAUUGGUGCAGUCUUCAAUUAUGUUGAUUUAUCCAGUGCCAAUCUAUCAGGUGCUCAAUGUUCCAACGAAGUUUGCUUUCGAAGUGAGCUUGUUUUUCUUGAAAAUACGACCUUACCGAACGGUACAUUAGGUAGUUGGAAAAACCUGAUUGAGAAGAGUCCCAUCCAAUGUAAUUUAUCAGUAGAAGAACAUGGCUGGCAUGUCAUGAGAAAAGAUUCUAUUGUCACUAAACCUGAUUGGAAUGGCUCUGAUCAAUGUGUUUUUACCCUUUCUCCCAAUUCAACCGAUGGAAAGAUGAAUCUAUUUGUCAAUCUUUCACGUUUCGCAUAUUUCAUUGAUACAGGACAAUCCUUUGCAUACAUCAAAAUACAACAAGGACAACAAGUAACUACUGGCAUCCGAACGGACCAAUUGAGCAAUGGAAGAUGGAAAUGGAUUCAUCAUCAGGCCAAUUCUAAGUUCAAGUGUACGACCAUGGGUUUACAUCCAAAUACAAGAAGCUUCACGAUCGAUGUUCGUUUUCAUACAUUGGUGGCUGCUCGUGAAGAACUUUAUAUCUACGACGUCGUUUCGACCAUGGGUCUUUGGUUGGAUACUUUAAACAUCACCAAUCUCCAAAAAGUGGAAUUUACAUGCUAA